Messenger RNA from Anopheles aquasalis, 1723 nucleotides. RefSeq names its product membrane-bound alkaline phosphatase-like. Gene Ontology annotation, biological process: dephosphorylation. Lineage: Eukaryota; Metazoa; Arthropoda; Insecta; Diptera; Culicidae. Gene Ontology annotation, molecular function: alkaline phosphatase activity. The record is from RefSeq and is a predicted model, not a curated record.
CUGGAGUGUCGGAUAGGUUACCACCAUGCGUACCAUUGGUUUGUGGAGUGUUCUGCUGGUCAGUUUCGUAGCAGUGGCAGCGCUCGGUUCUGAUGACGACAGUGACAAGCGGUAUCAUCCGAGACUUCCGGAUGAGCCCAAGGGCCCGCAAUCGAAGAAUGCCGAACAAGAACAGACCAUCGAGUACUGGCGGAACCAGGCGAAGGCAACGGUGGAGCAGCUGUUGAAGAAGAAAGAAAACACCAACACGGCCAAGAAUGUCAUCAUGUUCUUGGGUGACGGUAUGUCGAUUGCCACCGUAGCGAUGGCACGUGUUUACGCUGGUGGCGAAGAGAAACCGCUGUUCUUCGAAGAGUUCCCGUACCUUGGUAUGGCGAAGACGUACUGCGUAGACUAUCAGGUACCUGAUUCCGCCUGCACGGCCACCGCAUAUCUGACGGGUGUGAAGGCUAAUUACGAAACGAUUGGUGUGAAUGCCCAUGUACCGGUGCGUGAUUGCCAUGCUGGCCGGAACCGCUCGAUGCACACGUCAUCGAUCGGUCAGUGGGCGAUGGAUGCGGGGAAGGAUGCUGGUAUCGUGACAACGACGCGCGUAACACAUGCCUCACCGGCUGGUGUGUACGCACACACCUCGUACCGUGAUUGGGAGAACGACUUUUACGUGAAAGAGGAUGGUUGUACGUCGGAGCAGGUUGAUGAUAUCGCUCAUCAGCUGGUGUACGGUGAAACGGCACCAAGGUUGCGCGUAAUUUUGGGAGGUGGUCGACGAGAGUUCCUGGAUCGAGAGACGGGCGUGGAUCCUGAAACAGGUAAUGGAGGAUACCGUUCCGAUGGCCGUAAUUUGAUCGAUGAGUGGCUCAAGAAUGGUCCAGUCGGUGAGAACCGUACGUUUGUGUGGAAGCGAUCGGAUUUGCUGGCCGUGGAUCCACUGAGAACCGAUCGGUUGCUGGGAAUGUUCGAGCCUAGCCACUGUGCCUACAAUCUCGACACCGUCAAUAAGAACCUGCCCGAAGAACCGUCACUUUCCGAGAUGGUGGACAAGGCCACGGAUCUGUUGAGCCUUAAUCCGAAAGGAUUUUUCCUGUUCGUCGAAGGAGGCCGCAUCGAUCACGCUCACCAUGACAACCGUGCCAAGCUGUCUCUGGAUGAGACGGUCGAGUUUGCUAAGGCGAUUGAGUUGGCACGGAAGAAGUUCAGCGUGGAAGAUACGCUGAUCGUAGUAACCUCGGACCAUUCGCACAGCGUCAGUUACGCUGGAUAUCCGCGUCGUGGUAACGAUAUCUUUGGAACUGCUGGAACGGGCCGGGAUGGUCUGCCGUACAUGACGAUCAGCUACGCGAACGGUCCUGGCUACAAGAAGCAUGUCGAUAAGAAGACAGGCACCAGGAUGGAUGUGCGCGAAAUGGAUCGGAGCAAGGACAACUUCGACUUUCCGUCCAUGGUACCGAUGGACUCGGAGACGCACGGUGGCGAGGAUGUGGCGGUGUACGCGUCCGGACCCUGGUCCCAUCUGUUCGCCGGGUCUUUCGAGCAGAAUGUUAUCCCGCACAUGAUGGGCUAUGCAGCUUGCAUUGGAGCUGGAAUGCAUGCCUGUGAUCGAAGCUGAGCGGGUGCCCUGGGGUGAAGAAUGUGAUUCGACAACUGCUUUAGAGGUAUCUGAACUCGUUAGAUCAGGAUGAUCAAGUGCUGUAUGUAAAGGAUUGUUUUUUGUACUUAUCUACUU